UUCUUUUUCAGUUGAAGGAUGGCAAUGGCUUCUGCUCUGACGAACAAUUGGGUUAUUUCUGGAUCAUCUCAGCGUGGAUCCAAGAAUAAUAAUUCUGAUGGUUCCUUCAUGGUACCAGCUCGGAACCAUAAUGUGAUCAACAGAAAACACCUCUUGCUCCAAGAAAAGGAUGCUUCUACUGGUUGGCAGGUCACCAAAGCUGCACCAGAAAAUUCCAUCAAUGCUAUUCACACCCCAAUGAAAACAAAAUGGUGGGAGAAGAACAUGAAAUUUGGCAACAUGAAAAACAUUGAAUCACAAGAAGAUUUUGACAAGCAGCUCCUGUUGGCCAGUGAUAAGCUCACCGUGGUGCACUUCUUUUCCCCUAGCUGUGGAGCUUGUAAGGCCCUACACCCUAAGGUAUGUCAAUUGGCCGGCAUGCAUCCAGAACUGCAGUUUCUUAUGGUCAACUGCAAUGAACACAAAGAGAUGUGCCAGAGGCUCAAUGUUCAUGUAUUGCCAAUGUUCCGCUUUUACAGAGGUGCAGAAGGCCGCAUCUGUAGCUUCAGCUGUACCAUUUCAACUAUUCACAAGAUCAAAGAUGCAUUGGAAAGGCAUGGAGUACAGCUAGAGAAUCUUGGACCAGAAAAAGGAUUGGAGGAACCAGAACUUCAGAAUGGAGGCAUGGGUGCUUUUGUGCCCAACAAUGAAUAGGAA
Messenger RNA from Oryza brachyantha (malo sina), 696 nucleotides. Its product is annotated as thioredoxin-like 1-1, chloroplastic. The record is from RefSeq and is a predicted model, not a curated record. NCBI's taxonomy places the organism in Eukaryota, Viridiplantae, Streptophyta, Magnoliopsida, Poales, Poaceae. Gene Ontology annotation, biological process: cell redox homeostasis. Bases 19 to 693 code for a protein of 224 amino acids. The transcript has 4 exons.